This is a messenger RNA of Aspergillus pseudonomiae, 1728 nucleotides long. RefSeq names its product DUF3500 domain-containing protein. The record is from RefSeq and is a predicted model, not a curated record. NCBI's taxonomy places the organism in Eukaryota, Fungi, Ascomycota, Eurotiomycetes, Eurotiales, Aspergillaceae. Bases 290 to 1591 code for a protein of 433 amino acids. The transcript is spliced from 2 exons.
AUAUGCAUCAGCCCUAACAACGUCACCCCACAACCCCAGGAAUUAGGAAUCCGCAGCUCCGGUGGACUAAUUUCUCCUCCUUGAAGUGGAAUCAACGGCCGACGGAUAAGAAGUUUGCCGCUCUCCACAGCACCGACGUGGGGAAAGUGUGGGGAGAACGCCACGGGGGGAUCAUCCGAUAUGGGGAAGUAAAAAAUCCAAGUAUAGAUAAGCUGCAUUUAAAACGUAGCGCCCCUCCUCUUCUCCAGCUCUCUUCAACCAGUCACAGCUCCUUCAAUUGCUAUCCAACAUGACGCGCGCACAAUCAGACAAGCCCACGGGCGAGUACCGCCAAUAUCUACCCGACCUGAGCCUGAAACGCUUCCAGGUAAUGCGCACUCAAGACGCGCAUGAAUAUGCCCAUAAUUUCAAGACCCUUCAUAACCCACCAUGGCUGCAUGCGCUGUACACGCACUGGUUGGAUUUAUUGCAGGAGCCAUUCAAGGGUGUCACGACCGAUGGAAAUGUCCGACCCGGGCUCUUCACAUUACAAGAUGAAGAUGUUCCCAUCGGCACAAUAGUAAGUGCAGUUGAGUCUCUACUCUCCAUAGUAGACGACAAACAACGCCAAGCACUCUCAUAUCACAUCGACUCCCCCGAAUGGCGCACAUGGUCAAACCCUGAAUUCCUCCUCAGCCACAAAGGCCUCCGUCUCGACGAAGUCAACGCUAAGACCCGCGACGCAAUUCUGAACGUGCUCAAGGCUACGUUAUCACCAGAAGGCUACGACAAGGCCGUUAAAGCCAUGCGCAUCAAUCACUUCCUAGGCGAGCUCGUCGAAUCACCAAAGGUGAUGAACGAGUUCUCCUACAACUUCGUCCUGUUUGGACGUCCCUCUACCACCAGGCCCUGGGGCUGGUCGUUCUACGGCCAUCAUCUCUGUCUGAACGUGUUCCUGUACAAGGGCCAGAUCGUCGCCUCGCCGUGGUUCACAGGCGCAGAACCCAAUGAGAUCGACUCCGGUCCGUAUGCAGGCACCCGCAUUAUGCAGGCCGAGGAGGAACUGGGCCUCCAACUUAUGCAGUCGCUCAGUCCAGAUCUCCAGCAGCAGGCUCGCGUGUACGCUGAGAUGCAUGACCCCGCAAUGCCACCUGGUCGCUGGAACAAGGAUGACCAGCGACAUGUGUGCGGUGCGUAUCGGGAUAACCGAGAGGUUCCGUACGAGGGUAUCCUCGCUUCGUCGCUCAACGAGGAGCAGAAGGAAUUGCUCUACGGUAUAUUGGAGCAGUAUCUACUUUACCUCCCCAAGCGAUCGCGGGAUAUGAAACUGGAUCACAUCCGGCAAUUCCAGUCAGAGACGUACUUCUCCUGGAUUGGUGGUUUUGGCGACGAGGAUCCGUUUUAUUACCGGAUCCAGAGCCCCGUGGUUCUCGUGGAGUUUGAUCAUCAUUCCGGCGUCUUCUUGAACAAUGAAGAGCCGAAGAAGUUCCACAUCCAUACUUUGCUGCGCACGCCUAAUGGUGGUGACUACGGAUAUGCCCUGCGGCCGUUGAUUCCCGCUGUGGAGGGAAUAGUGGGGAAGGACAUUACGUGGGAGAAGUCGGCUCUUUAGGCGGGCCGAUGCUGAUAUUAGAUGAUGUUAUGCGAUAGACGUACAUAGUGAGCAUAUGAGAUACUAGACCGUGCCAAAUGAAGCGUCCAUGAUAUGUUGACUUCCACUUUCCCGGCUGGUUCACUCUACGUAACUGC